Messenger RNA from Phascolarctos cinereus (koala), 4888 nucleotides. It is a transcript of the gene OGDH, whose product is annotated as oxoglutarate dehydrogenase. The record is from RefSeq and is a predicted model, not a curated record. Gene Ontology annotation, molecular function: thiamine pyrophosphate binding; oxoglutarate dehydrogenase (succinyl-transferring) activity. Gene Ontology annotation, cellular component: mitochondrion; oxoglutarate dehydrogenase complex. NCBI's taxonomy places the organism in Eukaryota, Metazoa, Chordata, Mammalia, Diprotodontia, Phascolarctidae. Gene Ontology annotation, biological process: tricarboxylic acid cycle.
UGGUGUUGCCGAGAGUGGGGGAGUCGGUACCUCAUUCCCGGGUGGAGCCGGAGUCGGAGACAGCUUCCUAUCUAGAACUGAGAAAGGGAGAGAUGACAAACUUCAUCUACUGCACUAGGCCACAAGAGGUGAUAUCUCAGGAAAGAACUUCUUUGGUGCUGACCUCAUCUGUACCUUCAGUAACUGUGGCCACUUUUCCAGUUCACUGACUAGGCUUUCUUUGACCUCAGCAGCCAGAGUAGCCUUAAGUAAAAGAGCUCGUGUGAGGCUUCAGGACAAAAAUGUUUCACUUACGGACUUGUGCUGCUAAAUUGAGGCCAUUGACGGCCUCACAGACUGUUAAGACACUUGCACAGAACAGGCCAGCAGCUAGGACGUUUCAACAAAUUAGGUGCUAUGGUGCACCUGUGGCUGCUGAGCCUUUUUUGAGUGGGACUAGUUCAAAUUAUGUGGAGGAAAUGUACUAUGCUUGGUUGGAAAACCCCAAAAGUGUACAUAAGUCAUGGGACAUAUUCUUUCGAAAUGCCAAUGCUGGAGCCCCACCUGGCACUGCCUACCAAAGCCCCCCUCCCCUGAGUGGCGCCCUGUCAGCCCUGACCCAAGCCCAGUCCUUGGUUCAUGCCCAGCCGAAUGUAGAUAAGCUUGUGGAAGACCAUCUUGCAGUUCAGUCUCUUAUCAGGGCAUAUCAGGUCAGGGGUCACCACAUUGCAAAACUUGAUCCCCUCGGCAUUAGUUGUGUAAAUUUUGAUGAUGCACCAGUAACUGUUUCUUCAAACGUUGAUCUCGCAGUUUUCCAGGAGCGACUCCGAAUGCUAACUGUAGGAGGGUUUUAUGGAUUGCAUGAAUCGGACCUGGACAAGGUCUUCCAUUUGCCCACUACUACUUUCAUUGGGGGAAAGGAGUCUGCCCUACCACUCCGAGAGAUCAUCCGCCGGCUAGAGAUGGCUUAUUGCCAGCACAUUGGAGUGGAAUUCAUGUUUAUCAAUGACCUGGAGCAGUGCCAGUGGAUCAGACGGAAAUUUGAGACUCCAGGCAUCAUGCAGUUCACAAGUGAGGAGAAGCGCACUUUACUAGCAAGGCUGGUUCGGUCAACCAGGUUUGAAGAAUUCCUGCAGCGAAAGUGGUCAUCUGAGAAACGUUUUGGCUUGGAAGGUUGUGAAGUGCUAAUACCAGCCCUGAAGACUAUAAUUGACAAAUCAAGUGAAAAUGGAGUGGAUUAUGUGAUCAUGGGAAUGCCACACAGAGGGCGCCUGAAUGUGCUUGCAAAUGUGAUCAGGAAGGAACUGGAGCAGAUUUUCUGUCAAUUUGAUUCAAAAUUGGAGGCGGCUGAUGAGGGUUCUGGAGAUGUGAAGUAUCACUUGGGCAUGUAUCACCGGAGGAUUAACCGAGUAACAGACAGAAACAUCACACUGUCAUUGGUGGCAAACCCUUCUCACCUGGAGGCUGCUGAUCCAGUGGUUAUGGGGAAAACCAAAGCUGAGCAGUUUUAUUGUGGGGAUACUGAAGGAAAGAAGGUGAUGUCCAUCCUUAUACAUGGAGAUGCUGCAUUUGCCGGGCAGGGUAUUGUGUAUGAGACAUUCCAUUUGAGUGACCUUCCUUCCUAUACGACACACGGCACUGUGCAUGUGGUUGUUAACAAUCAGAUUGGUUUUACUACAGACCCCCGAAUGGCCCGUUCUUCUCCAUACCCUACUGAUGUGGCCCGGGUGGUCAAUGCACCAAUUUUCCAUGUGAAUGCCGAUGACCCUGAAGCAGUUAUGUAUGUAUGCAAUGUGGCUGCUGAGUGGAGGAGCACUUUUCAUAAGGAUGUGGUUGUGGAUUUGGUAUGUUACCGACGCAAUGGUCACAAUGAAAUGGAUGAACCUAUGUUCACUCAGCCCCUCAUGUACAAGCAGAUCAGAAAACAGAAACCUGUGUUGCAGAAAUAUGCCGAGACCCUGGUGUCACAGGGAGUGGUCAAUCAGCCUGAAUAUGAGGAGGAGAUUUCCAAGUAUGAUAAGAUCUGCGAGGAGGCUUUUGCCAGAUCUAAAGAUGAGAAGAUCUUACACAUCAAGCACUGGCUUGACUCGCCCUGGCCUGGUUUUUUUACUCUGGAUGGACAGCCCAGGAGUAUGUCUUGCCCUUCAACUGGUCUAACUGAAGAGGUUCUAGCACACAUAGGAAAUGUAGCCAGCUCUGUUCCUGUGGAGAAUUUCACCAUUCAUGGGGGCUUGAGGCGGAUUCUAAAAACCCGUGGAGAAAUGGUAAAGAACCGAACAGUGGACUGGGCCCUUGCUGAGUACAUGGCCUUCGGCUCACUCCUGAAAGACGGGAUCCACAUUCGGCUCAGCGGCCAGGAUGUUGAAAGGGGAACCUUCAGCCAUCGUCAUCAUGUGCUACAUGACCAGAAUGUAGACAAGAAAAUCUGCAUUCCCAUGAACCACCUCUGGCCUAACCAGGCUCCGUAUACAGUCUGCAACAGCUCUCUGUCUGAAUAUGGAGUCCUAGGCUUUGAGCUGGGCUUUGCUAUGGCAAGUCCUAAUGCCCUUGUCCUUUGGGAGGCUCAGUUUGGUGACUUCCACAACACUGCUCAGUGCAUCAUUGACCAAUUCAUCUGCCCAGGACAGGCCAAGUGGGUUCGACAGAAUGGCAUUGUCCUGCUCCUACCCCAUGGCAUGGAAGGAAUGGGUCCAGAGCAUUCGUCGGCUAGACCAGAGAGGUUUCUGCAGAUGUGCAAUGAUGACCCAGAUGUCUUCCCUAAACUUGAUGACUUUGAUGUGCGUCAACUCUAUGACUGCAACUGGAUUGUUGUUAAUUGUUCCACUCCUGCUAACUUCUUCCAUGUCCUACGACGACAGAUCCUGCUGCCCUUCCGGAAGCCGUUGAUCGUCUUCACUCCAAAGUCACUGCUGCGUCACCCUGAAGCCAGGUCCAACUUUGAUGACAUGCUGCCAGGAAGCAACUUCCUACGUGUUAUCCCAGACAGUGGCCCUGCAUCCCAGAACCCAGAAAAAACCAAGAGACUUCUCUUUUGUACCGGCAAGGUGUACUAUGAUCUUACCCGAGAGCGACAAGCCAGAAAGAUGGAGGCAGAUGUGGCUAUCACCAGGAUCGAGCAGCUUUCCCCAUUCCCCUUCGACCUCCUGCAGAAGGAAGUGCUGAAGUACCCUAAUGCAGAGCUGGCCUGGUGCCAGGAAGAGCAUAAAAAUCAAGGUUACUAUGACUACGUGAAGCCAAGACUUCGUACAACCAUAGACCGAGCCAAGCCUGUCUGGUAUGCUGGGCGUGACCCUGCUGCUGCACCAGCCACAGGCAACAAGAAGACACACCUGACGGAGCUGCAGCGUCUCCUGGAGACUGCUUUCAAUCUGGACUCUUUCAAGGGCUUAUUCUAGGCGUGGGCCACAGCUACAUGGACCCUGCCUUCUGUCUGUCAGUAUAUCCAUGUCUGCCACUCGCCUCUCCUCUUAACUCCAGACUUGAUCGACUAAAGUGUGGCACCCAGCUUCUGCCCCAAAUCUCUGCUUGUUCUUAUUGUCCUGUGCAUUCUUCCCUUCCUGUGUUCUCCCUCUCCCCGCCUCCCAAAAAAAAAAAGCUGUUCUCUUAGAAAUUGAAGUUAUCAUUUCUUUAUCAAGUAUUCUGCCUCACUCACCCCCACCAAAUGUUCAACAAUCCCCAAUUUUGACUGUCUUGGCUUUCUGUGAAGGUGAAUAGCUUAGUGGAAUAGCACCUUCUGCAGAAGGAGCAGAGGGGAGGUAACAGAAGGGGAAGGGGAUACUGCUGACAUCACAGUUAUAAGAACCCAUAACUGUACCAGACAAAAAGCCCUUGUGUAGUGAUGUCAGAUUUUUCCACUCCCUCACCUGGUAAAAUUUUAUCCCCACAAUGCAGAGGAGGAACUUUGGAUUCCCUAUAUGCUGAAAAGGUCUCUUUACUUCAGGACUAGGACUAGGAUUACUUAGCUUUUUCUGGGGCUAAACCCAGAGUAAUCAUACGAAAAAGAAAGAAAUGAUCUGUUCCCACGAACUGGAUUUUGCCAUGUUCUUCUCCAAGUGGUACUCGGAUGGUAGGCAGCCAUAGCGAGGAGAUGGACUCCUUUGGCUGCCAGGCUUAAGGAGACAGAGGAUAAGUCCAGGUUGAGGCAGUCCCAGAAUCCAGAGCAGGUGGUCCUAUCAGUGUCUUUCCUCUGGUAUAGUUGUCCCCUAUUUUCCUGUGUGACAUCCCUCCUGGGCUUAUUGCAUGUGGUCUGCAUGCCCCAAUCCCUCAAGCUUUAGUGACCAGGGACAGCUUCAGCCUCUACUGCUUCUGCCCCUUCUUCUGCACUGACUCUUCUCCAUGUCACAGAAUUGGCAAAACAGUGUCCCUUUCUGGCACCCAAGCUCUUCAUAUUGCUGCCCCUGUCCCAUAUAUGUACAGCUUUGCUUUAGGGGUGGAGUCUGGAGCACAGAGCCACAGGGCAUGUACAUCAUGUGAAUAAUGACUUUUCUAUUGGAGAUGGUCUUGGUCUCCAGGCCAGAAAAUUUUCCCUUCUAUUCUCAGUAGCCCAUAAGGUAUGUGCUGCUCUGACCCCUGAUGUGGUAGAUAAGCCUCGGCAUGGCCUUUCUGCUUGUUUUCUCACCACCUCUCUCCUUCACGAUGCCUCUUUUUUCCUUUUUCCCUUUCCCCUUUAACUUUUUUAUAAAAAAACAAGAUUGAGACUUUCUGAUACAUCCUUCCUUGUGCCAAAGCAAAAGGUGGCAGGAGGUGGGAGCUGAAGGGUGGAGGGGCGGGGGCAGACACUGGUGACUGCCCCUCAUCAUCACUUUGAUUCUUCACGGUGACAGAUCUGAUUUAUUUAUUUUGGUUAAAAAACAAACAACAGCUUUUUGUUGUAUUUGGCUUCACCAAUAAAAUAAGAAAUUAUCCUUGG